Molecule: messenger RNA, 1314 nt
Organism: Penaeus vannamei (Pacific white shrimp)
Lineage: Eukaryota; Metazoa; Arthropoda; Malacostraca; Decapoda; Penaeidae
Source: RefSeq, a predicted model, not a curated record
AUGUGGCUGACUCUGGCGUUCCUGCUGGCGGCCAGCGGCGUCGAGACGGGCGCCGACCGGCUGCCUCGAAGUCUUCUCGGCCAAGGGAUCAAUCUACAGCCCUCCGGGGGAUACCUGCCUCCGGUGCCCACGCCCGGGGGUUGCCAGCCCUCCACCGUUUAUCAGACUCAAGUCCGUUACUCCACCGUAGUUGUUCCUUCCACCAUCUACAACAACAACCCACAGUAUGUGACCCAGACCCAGUACAGCGUUCAGCAGGUGUAUUCGACUGUCUUUUCAGAGGUCGUCGAUACCCAGGUGGUGCCGCAAAUCCAGUACCAGACUAAUUUCGUGACACAAACUCAGGGGAACGUUCGCACCGAGUAUGUGACUCUUCCAGGUCAAACGAACUACGUGACCCGAACUCAGGAGCAGGUGAGGACCCAGGUGCAGUUCCAGACGCAGUUUCAGACGCAGUACCAGCAAGUUCCGUCAACCAUCGUGAGGAACGUCGUCUCCACUGUAGCUGUACCUCAGCAGGUAAUCAGAACCGUAUAUCAAACCCAAACCAUCGCCAGUACAGUGCAGGCGGGAGGUCAGACUCGCACGAUAGACAGCACACUCCUCAGCACCGUUUACUCGACGGCUUUCAUACCUGGUCAGGACGUCGUUCUUACAAGGACCUUCGUCAGGACUGAGUACAUCACGCAGACUGUUCCCCAACCUGGUCAAACUCAAUACGUCACAUCCACGCAGGUGGUUCCCAUCACAAGGACCGUCUAUUCCACGCAAGUUGUUGGCAACACGCAGACGCAGUUCAUCACACGCACUCAAGUGCAGCAGCAAGUAAGCACGAUCUUUAGUACUCAGCAGGUACCUCAGUACAAUACCAGGACCAUCACGGUACCCCAGCAGGUGGUGAGGACGCAAGUAUCCACCCAAGUGGUGCCAACAACCAUCUUCAGCCAGCUCGUGGUGCCGACCAUAGUCAAUAUACCGGGCCAGGUCAGCUACACCACCGUCUUCCGCACGGUCUUCAGGACUCAGCAAGGCGCCGGCCAGACCCGUACGCAGUACGUGACCAGAACGACCUACAGGACCAACUUCGUGACAUCGACCGUAUCUCGACAGCAGUACAACACAGUCACUGUCACCCAGACCAAGCAGCCUUACUGUGGCGGCGGAGGCGGCGGAGGCGGAGGGUACAGCUACAGGGCCCCGUCUCGGCCCUUCAACCCCUACGGCCGCUAGAGGCAGGGCUGGAAGAGUCCCUGCGAUCUCUCGAAGGGAGUCCCCCUUACAGUUGUUUAUCUUAUUCUAUCGCCAUGUCGCGGA